This is a messenger RNA of Linum trigynum, 855 nucleotides long. The record is from the annotation of a GenBank genome assembly. Lineage: Eukaryota; Viridiplantae; Streptophyta; Magnoliopsida; Malpighiales; Linaceae.
GCCAGCUGCGAUGAAGGCAGUUGAGGCCAGCCUCACUCAGGCAAUCUCUCACCAGUUCGACGAACUCCGUGCGAUGAUUGUCGACCUUGCCAGUCCACCACUGCCAAGUACCAAGCCCUCGAACAACUGGUUGAAGCGCUUGAACGGCUUCCGGAGCUGACUACCAUGACGAUAGAUAUGCCAAUCUCUCCACCAUCCAAGUCGAACGCACCAGCAUCGCCUCUGCUAGAGGAUAAGGAGAUGAUGAAGGCUGUCGUCCCUUAUGGCUCUAUCAUUCCGGCAGCCACAAUGGCGAUUCCGCAGCUUGGCAAGCAACCACUCGACGUUGAAUUUUCGUUGGUCAGCCGCCGUGGAAAUUACAUCAACUCAGAUCCCGACAGGCAGCUCGACGACAACUUCGGCGAUCAACAAGGCACCGACUUCUACACUACGCAUCAAAGGAAGUUGCCAAGCCAGGAUUUCUCGGACGAUUGUGACACUGGCCGGGCUGGGUUAGGCCAAUUUGGAGUCCAUAUGAGCCGAUUGGUUAUGGGUCAAAUCCCUCUAUCAAAUCUGCACAACCAAGGCUGACAAGACCAGUCCAGCGAGGUGAGCCAAACUCGAACCGAUAAUGGUUCGAUCCAAUGGACCAGCAUGAGUUGGAUCACGAUUCAACAAGGCAAACCAAAUAGGCUAAUUAUCGUUUCUACCAGGACCGCGUGACGGCGUUGUUAAAGCCAGGACAAGUGUAUUGCGUGGAACAAAGCUGGAAUGACUCAUAUGAAGAUGAACGUGAGUAUGAUGAUGACGGGUACUGGCCUCCGCCAAGACACUCCGACGAUUGCCACACUCCGCCAAUUAAGACAGUUGCACGAC